CACCACUAAUACCAAACCUUCGCUUUUCUUUUUCUGAAAAGCAAACAAAGCACAGAAGAAGAAGAAGGAAGCAAAAUAUAUUCAAAACAAGCAGUAAAGUCGAAAAGAAAAAAAAGAAAAAAAAAACGAGUUUCAUCACAAACUACGACUUGUCCUAAUCAAACUUGGGAAAAAAUAUUCUCCUUUUCAAAAAAAUUGGGUCUUCUGCUUUGUCUCCAAGCAAACUUUCGGUCAAAUCAUAUUUUUCUUUAAUGGGUUUCUCUGAUUUCUUUUGAAAUUUCAAUGACCAAAGCUUGUACUUGGUGUCCUGGAAUUUAGGAAUUUAAGAAACGGUUUCACCUAAAGAAGUACCGUUCUGGACUAAUUCCAAAGUCAAAGCUUUUUGAAUCAAUGGAGGAAGAGAAGUCGUUCUUGGCGUGGUCGCUGUCCGUUGAUCAAUGUCUGAAAGAGUACAAUACAACACUAGACAAGGGUCUGACCAGCGAAGAUGUCCAAAUCCGCCGUCAAAAAUACGGUUACAACGAGCUAGCAAAGGAGAAAGGCAAGCCAUUGUGGCAUCUUGUAUUGGAACAGUUCGACGAUACUCUUGUGAAGAUUCUUCUCGGCGCAGCGUUUAUCUCUUUCGUUUUAGCGUUUUUAGGCGAAAGCGAGGAAAAUGGCUCAGGUUCAGGGUUCGAGGCUUUUGUUGAGCCGUUUGUGAUAGUUUUAAUCCUGAUUUUAAACGCUGUGGUUGGUGUGUGGCAAGAGAGCAACGCAGAGAAAGCACUCGAGGCUCUUAAAGCGAUGCAAUGUGAAUCUGCAAAGGUACUUAGAGAUGGAACUGUGUUGCCUAAUUUGCCUGCUAGAGAGCUUGUUCCAGGGGACAUAGUUGAGUUACAUGUAGGAGAUAAAGUCCCCGCCGAUAUGCGAGUUUCCGGUUUGAAAACGUCGACUUUGAGAGUCGAACAAAGCUCGUUAACCGGAGAGGCAAUGCCGGUUUUGAAAGGAGCCAGCCUCGUAGUCGCGGAUGAUUGUGAAUUGCAGGGCAAAGAGAAUAUGGUUUUCGCCGGAACAACUGUUGUUAACGGAAGCUGCGUUUGCGUUGUGACGAGUAUCGGUAUGGAUACGGAGAUCGGGAAAAUCCAGAGGCAGAUUCACGAGGCCUCGCUAGAAGAGAGCGAGACUCCUUUGAAGAAGAAGCUAGACGAGUUUGGGAGUAGACUGACUACAGCUAUCUGCAUCGUCUGUGUUCUUGUGUGGAUUAUCAACUACAAGAACUUUGUCUCUUGGGAUGUUGUGGAUGGUUACAAGCCUGUGAACAUCAGGUUUUCGUUGGAGAAGUGCACUUACUACUUCAAAAUCGCGGUUGCUCUCGCCGUGGCUGCGAUUCCCGAGGGUUUACCUGCGGUGAUCACGACUUGUUUAGCUUUAGGGACGAGGAAAAUGGCGCAGAAGAACGCGAUUGUGAGGAAGCUUCCGAGCGUAGAGACACUUGGUUGCACAACCGUGAUAUGUUCAGACAAAACCGGGACUUUAACAACAAACCAGAUGUCUGCAACCGAAUUCUUCACCUUAGGUGGCAAGACAACGACUUGUCGAGUCUUUUCAGUCGAUGGUACGACUUACGAUCCUAAAGACGGUGGAAUUGUGGAUUGGGGAUGCUACAAUAUGGAUGCUAACUUACAAGCUGUCGCUGAGAUAUGUUCGAUUUGUAAUGACGCUGGAGUGUUCUACGAAGGAAAGCUGUUUAGAGCAACAGGUUUGCCUACAGAAGCAGCCUUGAAGGUUCUUGUCGAGAAGAUGGGUAUUCCGGAGAAGAAGAACGGUGAGAGUAUCCAGGAAGUCGCAAACUUUGCAGACAAUGGUAGCUCAGUGAAGCUACCUUGCUGUGACUGGUGGAACAAAAGAUCGAAAAGGGUAGCGACAUUGGAGUUUGAUCGUGUCCGUAAGUCCAUGAGUGUUAUCGUGCGCGAACCGAACGGACAAAACCGGCUUCUCGUUAAGGGAGCAGCUGAGAGUAUACUUGAGAGAAGUUCAUAUACGCAGCUUGCUGAUGGAUCUCUUGUUCCUUUAGAUGAAGCUUGCAGAGAAGUGAUCCUCAAGAAACAUUCUGAAAUGACUUCAAAGGGCUUAAGAUGUUUAGGGUUAGCUUACAAGGACGAAUUAGGAGAGUUUUCGGAUUACUCCUCUGAAGAGCAUCCUUCACACAAGAAGCUUUUAGACCCUUCUUGCUAUUCCAACAUCGAGACAAACUUAACCUUCGUUGGAGUUGUUGGUCUCAGAGAUCCUCCUCGUGAGGAAGUUGGAAACGCAAUUGAAGAUUGCAGAGAAGCUGGAAUCAGAGUAAUGGUGAUAACCGGGGAUAACAAAUCGACGGCUGAGGCUAUUUGCUGCGAGAUUAGAUUGUUUUCAGAGAACGAAGACCUUUCGCAGAGUAGCUUCACCGGUAGAGAGUUUAUGUCUCUUCCUGCUUCACGGCGAUCCGAAAUCCUGUCGACACCUGGAGGGAAAGUGUUCUCUCGAGCUGAGCCGAGGCACAAGCAAGAAAUCGUUAGGAUGCUUAAGGAAAUGGGAGAGAUCGUUGCGAUGACAGGUGAUGGUGUGAAUGAUGCUCCUGCUUUGAAACUCGCUGACAUUGGAAUCGCCAUGGGAAUCACUGGAACUGAGGUUGCGAAAGAAGCUUCAGAUAUGGUUCUUGCAGAUGAUAAUUUCAGUACAAUCGUCGCAGCUGUAGCAGAGGGUCGAUCCAUUUACAACAAUAUGAAAGCUUUUAUCAGGUAUAUGAUAUCGUCAAAUGUUGGAGAAGUAAUCUCCAUCUUCUUGACCGCGGCACUGGGGAUACCGGAAUGUAUGAUACCGGUUCAGCUUCUUUGGGUUAAUCUGGUAACCGAUGGUCCUCCCGCUACAGCGUUAGGAUUCAAUCCAGCUGAUAUUGAUAUCAUGAAGAAACCGCCGCGCAAAAGCGAUGAUUCUCUCAUCGAUUCAUGGGUUCUAAUUCGGUACAUAAUGAUUGGUUCUUAUGUUGGAGUUGCGACUGUUGGCAUCUUUGUCUUGUGGUACACGCAAGCUUCUUUCCUCGGGAUUAGCCUAAUCUCAGACGGACAUACAUUGGUCAGUUUCACUCAGCUUCAGAAUUGGUCUGAAUGUUCUUCGUGGGGAUCGAAUUUCACCGCGGCUCCUUACACAAUCUCUGGUGGGUUUAGGACGAUCUCGUUCGAGAACAACCCUUGCGAUUACUUCACUUCAGGGAAAGUCAAGCCGAUGACUUUGUCGCUCUCUGUUCUUGUGGCGAUCGAGAUGUUUAACUCGCUGAACGCUUUGUCUGAAGACAACAGUCUCUUGAAGAUGCCACCGUGGAGAAACCCUUGGCUUCUUGUGGCUAUGACUGUCUCCUUUGGGCUUCACUGUGUCAUUCUCUAUGUUCCUUUCUUAGCUAACGUGUUUGGGAUCGUGCCUUUGAGUUUCAGGGAAUGGUUUGUGGUUAUUCUUGUUUCCUUCCCUGUGAUUCUAAUCGAUGAAGCUCUUAAGUUCAUUGGGAGAUGCAGCAGAGGAAGCAUCAAGAAGAAGAUCAAGACAAUGUAGAAAGUCUCAUUAACCCAAAAGACAAAAACAGUAACUUUUCUUUUUAUUCUUUCUGGGAGAAACAAAAAAAGCAAACUUUGUAUUUGAUUAUAUUCUCUUUAACAAUCUUUAGUUUCUAUCAACUUCCAUUAGAACCAAAGAUAGUAACCUUUUGUUUUUCUUUUAAUGAAAAUAAAAAGCACACUUUGGAUUUGAUGUAAUAAUCUGUUUACAAUCUUUAGUUGUUUCAUCAAGUAACCCAGACAAGUUUUGUCUUACCAACAACAACCAAUUCAUUACAGAUUCUCUCAAACUCCAUUAAAACAUCAGUCAAAAUCCCUGAUUUACCUCUUGUAACCAACAUCUUGACCAAGCCCUUCAAGUGUUUACCGAAUUUGCCUCUCUCAACAACGUCAUUGACUAAGACCUUGUUGUUCCUCUUCUUCUCUUCUCCCACAAGAAACUCCAUCAACCUUCUGACAUCUUCUUGAGUCCGACCAAGACAAUUCUUCGAUUGACAAACGCUAACGAGCGCAGCAGCAAAUCCAGACGCCGCCUUCUCGUGCACCGGAGGAGACGGAGGCGAUGGAGCUCUCGAGGGUUCAGCUUUCGGAAGCGGUGGCGAGAUUCCACUGGGGAAAGUAGAGUUUUUGUUGUGGGAGUAUGAAGAUGAAGUAGGUCUUGAGAGGUUGGUAGAUGCAGCAGAAGCGGUUGCGUUGACGGUGGAUUUAAAGCGGCGGGAGAUGGAUCUAAGCGGUGGUUGCGGUUGUGGAGGGAGAGAAGGGAGGUUGAAGGAUGACACGGAUGCUGUGAGAGUAUCCAUGGAAGACGAUGAAAUGAGAAUUUCCAGAUAUUAUCUAUCCACUCGGACUCUCGGAGAUGCUAGAAUGCAAUACCGCAUAAUAUGCAUUCUGUUGAACGAGUGAAA
This is a messenger RNA of Thlaspi arvense, 4468 nucleotides long. The record is from the annotation of a GenBank genome assembly. NCBI's taxonomy places the organism in Eukaryota, Viridiplantae, Streptophyta, Magnoliopsida, Brassicales, Brassicaceae.